Messenger RNA from Ostrinia furnacalis (Asian corn borer), 821 nucleotides. RefSeq names its product oligoribonuclease, mitochondrial. The transcript has 3 exons. The record is from RefSeq and is a predicted model, not a curated record. Gene Ontology annotation, cellular component: mitochondrion. NCBI's taxonomy places the organism in Eukaryota, Metazoa, Arthropoda, Insecta, Lepidoptera, Crambidae. Gene Ontology annotation, molecular function: nucleic acid binding; 3'-5'-RNA exonuclease activity. The coding region runs from base 111 to 776 and encodes 221 amino acids.
AUUCAUGCCGAAUUCGCAAUUGUUUGUAGAAUUUUAUUUUUCUAAAAGAUUUUUAACUAAAAAAGUAAAUGGGACGAGAAUCAUUAAUUUGCUAGAAUACGAUAAAUUAAAUGAAUCUAUUGAGAAAAUCCUUUGCCUUAUCUAAGUCGAUUCUUAGAGGCAUGUCGCAAAAUAAAACCGCGUCGACAAUGUCGACGCAAGCUCGUAAAGACAGCGCUAAAAGGAUAGUUUGGGUUGAUUUGGAAAUGACUGGCCUGAAUAUUGAUAAAGACCAUAUCUUAGAAAUCGCAUGCCUAGUAACUGAUGCUGAUUUGAACUUGGUGGCAACUGGGCCUAACCUGGUGAUACAUCAACCUGAUAGUAUUCUCAAUAAUAUGGACAGUUGGUGUAUUGCUACACACGGUGAGAGUGGUUUGACGGAGGCUAGCCGUAAAUCGAAGAUCUCUCUGAAAGAAGCUGAAAAACAAGUGCUAGAAUUUGUUUCCGCACAUGUCCCUGAGAAAAAGUGUCCUUUAGGUGGAAACAGCGUCUAUAUGGACAGGCUUUUUCUUCGCAAAUACAUGCCCAACUUUGACUUAUAUCUGCACUACAGAAUCAUUGAUGUGAGCACAAUCAAAGAACUAGCAAGGAGAUGGUAUCAAAAGGAAUACUCAACGAUUCCAAAGAAAAAAUUCCAGCACAGAUCUAUUGAUGAUAUUUUUGAAAGUAUUGCUGAAUUGAGGUAUUAUAGAGAUAAUAUUUUUAAGUUAGAAAAUAAUACAGAUAUUGACAAUUGAAUUAUGUUUAUAUUGAUGUUAAUUUAUUACAGAAUAAAAUAUUAC